Molecule: messenger RNA, 1275 nt
Organism: Bipolaris sorokiniana ND90Pr
Lineage: Eukaryota; Fungi; Ascomycota; Dothideomycetes; Pleosporales; Pleosporaceae
Exons: 8
Coding region: 217-966 (249 amino acids)
Biological process (GO): mitotic spindle assembly checkpoint signaling
Cellular component (GO): kinetochore; nucleoplasm; cytoplasm
Source: RefSeq, a predicted model, not a curated record
UUUUGCCCCAACACGACUCCACAGCUGCUAUGCCGAGUCUGACUAUCACUUCUCACCGACUGAACCCACCCAUCGAGAUCAUUUGUGAGGCCUCUGGCGUGUCUUGCUGCUAACCCGCCCUUCUCUCCGCCUUCGCACCUCGCAGUUGCCCUAUCAACAAACGCUGUAAACAACGCCUUCCUUGCCUACACCGCUCCCUACAACGCCACCGCAAAUAUGCCGGACCCCAAGACCACAGCAAAGACUUCAUCAAAGAGCUCAUCCAAGACUUCUUCAAAGUCCAAGUCGUCCAAGAGCGACUCAUCCAAGAGCGACUCGUCCAAGGUUCACAAACUUGCCUUAAAGGGCUCUUCUAAAGUGGUCAAUGAAUUUUUUGAGUAUUGCAUCAACACCAUACUCUUCCAAAGAGGCGUCUACCCUGCUGAGGACUUCACCGCAGUCAAGAAAUAUGGAUUGACUAUGAUGGUGACUGCUGAUGACCAGGUCAAGGCCUACAUCAAGAAGAUCAUGGGCCAGCUCAAGGAAUGGAUGUACGGCGGCAAGAUCUCCAAGCUUGUUAUUGUCAUCACAAGCAAAGAAACUGGGGAACAUGUUGAACGAUGGCAGUUUGAUGUUCAGAUAUUUGGAAAGGGUUCAAAGUCAAAGUCCUCCAAAAAGGAUACCGAUCAGGAAAAUGCCGCCCCAGAGGCCAGCGAUGCACCAGAAGAGAAGACCGAGGCGGAAAUCCAAGCAGAGAUCCAGUCCAUCUUCAGGCAGAUCACGGCCUCUGUGACUUUCCUGCCAAUGCUCGACGGAAACUGCACAUUCAACGUUCUUGUCUAUGCUGAUGCCGACUCCGAUGUCCCACUCGAAUGGGGCGACAGCGAUGCAAAGGAAAUCAAGAAUGGCGAGAAGGUGCAGCUCCGAAGCUUCAGCACUAGCAAUCAUCGCGUUGACACGCUAGUGAGCUACAGGCUUGCCGACUAGCGUUAUCCGUCCCCUCCUUUUGUUUGGAUUCUUUUCCGUUCUUCACUGCUUUUGUUGCUUCGGUCAGAUGAACCGAAUACCAAUAAGAAGUUUUUCAGUGGGCUAUCCGUUCCUGACAUGGACGCAUUACCACAUCAGUAGCAUAAUCGGCCAAUGGAAAUGUUUUAUUUACAGCACAAAAACUAUCGAGUACACGGUUCUUGACACGUUGCCGCAGUUCAAUCAGGUAUCGACUGCGCUGCACUAUGUUCGGUGAUCGUCGCGGCUGCCGAAACUGACCAAGAAAACUCUAGUGUGUGUGGGUGGGUU